AUUGUGUAAACAAAUACACAUGUAACAGUUACACACAAACAAGCUGACAAAAUACUGUGUACUACAUUUUACAACCUCCCUUGUGAAGUUGCUAUUUUGGUUUGAAUCGAUGGAACCCACGUUUUGCUUUCACCCUGUGAAGCUACACGUCCAGUUACUGUAAAUACUGAGUGUGUUAUCAGUCAUUCCUCACACGCAUUUAUUUUCGACUAAUUUUUAACACACGUUAACAUGUGUCCCUUUUAUUUAAGGAGUCAGAAGACAAUUCCUGACAUAACCGAGAUUAAAUUGUGGCGAUGUGCGUAAUUUGUAAUACUGUAAAAACUAACGGAAACGUUUGUAAAUAAUGACGUCACCAGACUGCGACGCUGGAAAGAUGCACAGUAGCUGACUCUAAGCAGGUCGUGAUUGCAGGUAUUACCGCUGUAUUUGGGACAUGGUGGAACGAACGCUGCCGGCAGCCUCAUCCCGUACACUCAGCCUCGACACACGGCCGCAGUUUUCCGGUUUUCUGAGGCGGGUUGAGCUGCAGCUGUCCUCGUCUGCUCAUGGAGGAUCUGCCGCAGCUUCCACCUGAAGUCUGGGUCUACGUCUUCAACUUCCUGAGCCUGGAGGAGAAACACGCCGUGCGCACGUGCUGCAGAUACACCAGGAACCUCGUGGACCACCCGUCCCUGUGGCGCGACUACACGGUGGUGCUGUCCGACCUCCGCCGCUACACCUACGGCUUCUGGGAAACCCUGCAGCAGCGCAAGCUCACGCGGGUGGCGGUGCGACACCUGCGGCGGAAGGAGUGGCGGCGCCUCGUCAAGUUCCUGCCGAGUCUCACCGCGAUUGUGUUUGCGGACGGAGGGCGGCUGUACAAGGAGAAGUACCUGGACAACCUGUCGCGCUUCCCCGCGCUCAAGGACCUCGGGGUGCGCAACGCCACCUGGGACGAGCCCAUGCUGGUACCGAGCCUGAGCGAGCACCUGCGGCAGCGGCUGACGCACCUGAGCGUGUGCAGCGUGCGGAUGCCCUGCUUGGUGGCGUUCAUCCACACCGUGUCCCACCUGCAGGGCCUCCGGUACCUGCUGUUCCACCAGCAAGGGGAGGGCUACGGGCUGGACACGGUCAGACCGGUGCCCCGCGACGUCUUCCACAAGCUGCUGCUGAGCCUCAACAAGCUGAGGCACCUGUCCUGGGGCAUGAGGGGAGAACCGCCCGAGCCGCUGCCCGACGACUACCUUAGUCCCGCGGAGCCGGGGCAUCCAGGACUGUUCCGGUACGGCGGCCCAGCUCUGACGAGUCUGGAGCUGGUGGAUUACCCAGAGACCAUCCUGCCCAAGAACGCUCUAAGCAGCCUGAGCUCGCUCAGGGCGCUGACCGUCCGCUACAGGUACAUCCGAGAGGGCAUAGAGUGUCGCCUCCCGUCGUGGCUCCGUCCUCUACAUCAGCUGGAAACCCUCACUAUCAUCGGUGGAAACUCUCUCGCUACCUAUACAACCACUAUUCCAUCCACUGUCACCAGGCUGACGUUGCGUGUAGCCGUAACUCUUAAAGACAUGGACUCCGUCGCGCCAAAAGUCCCGGGACUUCAGCACCUGGACAUCGAGCAGAACCGCUCCAGCGGCAGCCUCUGCAGACGGAUCCCCACGUUGUUUCCCCAGCUCAGGACGCUUAGGAUACGAUUUUUUCGUCGAGAGCCAGAGAAAGACCUGCUGAGCCUCUAUCGCCUGCGACACCUGGUGCAUCUGGAGCUGCUGGUGGAGCGCUCGUUCAUCCUCAGAGAUUACCUGAACGGACACCCCUGGCCCAGCCCCUGCGUACGGGAGCUGAUCAACCAGCUUAAGGUUCUGUCUGAGAACAGGAUCACCGUCAUCACCACAAUGCGUCAGAGGAACCCUCUGAGAGAAUGUGACUGUGUGUGGGAGGGGGACUGAUGAUCGGAGGAUGGGGAACAUGGGGAGGAAGAGCUUUGCUGUUACCUAUAAAGCCCACAUCGUUUGCCAUGGGUUAAAUGACAACAUGCGGCUCAUCAGUUCAAUGUUAAUUCUGUAGAGCCAAAUUACGAAAGAAGCUUCUAAAGGCACUUUUCAAUUUAACCAUAAGUCCUUGAAGAUUCGCAGUAAGAGGAACUGCCUCCGCUGGUAGGAGACAGAGAACCAAACAGUCUGUCUAAAGGACAGACCAAGGCCGUGAGACCUGGAUGAGGACAGAAUGAAGAGAGUCUUUCAUUGUCAUUUUACCACACUUGUCUGAGGCGCUAGAGGAACUAGCCCAUGCUGAUGCUUGAGCCUGUGACCUUGCGCUUUCCAAGUCAAUCCUCUACCGAGCCACCUAUGCACAAUGCACAAGAGACGGAGGCACAUAGCCUAAAUGCCAAUAUUGGAAUGGAGUCCAUUGCAAAAAAGAAGAGGAGGAUACAUACGUGUUUAAUAUCUUACUCGAAAACAGCUGAGACCGCUAAAGUUUAAAGACUGGACUAUAGAGACGUUGUUACGUUCAUUAUAGGACUUGAACAAAUCAAAUUCAUUAACGCAAUACAAAAUGGAAAACCUAUUUUGAAUCAAGCACUAAAACUCUCCUGUGCUCGUUAGUAACCUGUGGUUAUUUGUUUGUCUUUAAGCUUAGCAUAUUUCCACCAUAUAAAUUAAAUGAGAUGAUACAUGAAGACAAGUUUACCUUUAAAUUUUAAUUGUAUUUUUUUUUAAACAAAAAAUGUCUUUUAGGCACAUGUUUAAUCCACUCUAUUUUAGUUUGAAUCACUACAUUUAAUCGUAAUUUCUAUUAACAAUAUGUGAUAACAGCCAAAACAGGGUAAACGUCUAGUAAUUAUAAAAUAAAUAAUCAGUAUUUAAAACAGAAAAGCGA
Molecule: messenger RNA, 2853 nt
Organism: Betta splendens (Siamese fighting fish)
Lineage: Eukaryota; Metazoa; Chordata; Actinopteri; Anabantiformes; Osphronemidae
Exons: 4
Coding region: 549-1922 (457 amino acids)
Molecular function (GO): protein binding
Source: RefSeq, a predicted model, not a curated record